CUUGAAACUCUAUUGAAGUACAACGUCUGCCGACACAGCAUACGUUUGUUUGACUAUCUUAUAAUUCAUAAACGGUUCUGCUGCCGUUUUCCUCUUUGCUCGCACCUCAAAUUUUCCACAGCUCUAGGCCUUCUCGCUGAAAGAUGGGUUGCGGCGCGAGUACCCCCGCUAGCAAUGCUCAGCCUCAAGCCAAGGCGCCUACUUCGCCUGCAGCAGCAUGCGCACCCGCUAAAGACCUGAAGAACGCGGAUUCAGGGAAGAAUGGCGCUGCCCCGACAAACAAGGACGUUGGAAACGCUAUCGAGCGUGCUCUAGAUGAAAUCGGCGACGCUGUGGAGGCCGUGGCGGACGCAGUGGUAGACGGCGUGGUUGAUGGCGCUAACGCUGUAAAGGACGGGGCGGUGGCCGUGGGCAAGGGAGCCGUGGCGGUCGGCAAGGGCGCUGUGGACGUGGUCGGUGACGCCGCUGAGGCGGUCGGCGACGCCGCCGUGUCAGUCGCCAAGGGCACCGCGAAUGUGGUGGAGAAGGCGGCGAAUGUGGUCACGGACGCGGUCGCCGACACCGCCAAGGCUGCUGCCGAGGUGGCUUCGGACGUUGCGGAGGCGGUUGCCGAUGCGGCCGUGGCAGCCAAAGACGCGGUCGUGGACACAGCAGUGGCUGUGGGCACCGGUGCCAAGGAGCUGACCACAGAGGCGGUGGAGGCGGUGGGCGACGCCGUGGUCGACGGCGCCAAGGCCACCGCCGGCGCCGCCUCCAAGGCCGCCAGCUUCGUGGCCGAUAAGGCCGAGGAUGCGGUGGAGGCGGUGGGGGAUGCCGCGGAGGCGGUGGGUGAUGCCGUCGUGCACGGCGCCAAGAGCACUGUGGAGGCGGCGGGUGACGUGGCAGAGGCGGUGGGCGACGCCGUCGUGCACGGCGCCAAGGCCACUGUGGAGGCGGUGGGCGAUGUGGCAGAGGCGGCGGGUGACGUGGCUGAGGCGGCGGGCGACGCCGUGGUGGACGGCGCCAAGAGCGUGACGGCGGCGGCGGGCAAGGCGGCCAGCUUUGUGGCGGACGGCGUGGAGGGCGCCAUUGACCAUGUGCAGAGCGGCAUCAUCACGGCCGCGGACGAGGUGGGCGAGAAGGCGGACGAGGUGAAGGAGGCGGCGCAGGAGGCCGACGCCGACGGCGAGGCCCCCAAGGCGCCCGCCAAGAACGAGUCUGCGCGCUACAGCGCGGCGGCGGAGCAGAGCGAGGCGGUGUACAUGGAGGAGAGCGCGGUGGAGGCGCCGCCCUCGGAGCCCAGCGCAGUGGCCAGGACCAAGACCGGCGACGACGAUGCUUUUGAUUGAAGGGCACAGAGCGCUGCUGAGCUGGCGGUGGUGGGGCAGCGGCCUGACGGCCGUGGGCGCGACUGAGACAGGUCGCGGUGGCGGUGGCGGUGGCGACGGCCGCGGGUGUGUUCACGGUGGAGUGCAGGAGGCGAUGGUGGCGCGGCAGGAGGCGUGGGCUGCAGGCCAGGGACAUCAGGCCGUAGUGAUGUCUGCUCCGUUUUUCUUAUACAUUCAUUCGCUUAGUCUUAUCAUUUCAGGGGUGCGGGAGGGGGCCGCUGCGGAUGCCUGAGCGCCUGGCACACACUGGCGCCCACAUGAGCGACCUGGCCCGGUGCUGCGAGUGGUACGGGCAUGCCUGCGCAUACCGCAUGCACCGAGAACACACGCGGAACGUCACAGACAACAUUUAGGCCCGGGCGUGUGCGCAGUGCCGCCUUUGCUAGGUUCGGGAUACUGCUAUGUGUGCGAAGAUGUGCUUAUCCGUGUGUAGGGGCGCAGGCCUGCUGCGAGAUGCAGGCCUGGGCCCCAGGGUGGGUGUACAGAGAAGAGGGGGCGCGCGGUGGUGUCCGCCGCCGCCCGCAGAUGCUACUUCGGGGCGCUGCAAUGACUGCGUUGUGCCGUUGUGGCGAGUGACACGUGGCAUGCACGCGAGGCAGGGCGGGGCGCGGCCUCGCUGCGUGACGAGCCGCGGCGGUUCUUGUACGGCCUGGAGCGAGGAGGUUGACGUGAGUGGGUGCCGUACUGCCGUACUGCCGUGGCCUUGGCUGACUGACGUGACUUUCUAACGGAGGGGAGUGAGUGAAACCGUGUGUCGUGGUGUGUUAGGACGUGACCUGCUGGUGACUUGACACACAUGAUGAUGGCAAACACGGCCACAGUACAGUAAGGAAAUGCGUUCGUGUGUUUCUCUUCGUGUGAUGCGCGAUAUUUACGUUCUUUGUUUGGCUCUACUAUUCAUACAAAUGUGCAAGUGUGCAACCCAAGAAACGGAAGAUGAGGCGGAGAUGGCAGGCGGCGUCCGACGUGCAUGCGCCAGCCUUUGGAGAGAUGAUUGACGUUGUAAAACUCAUUGCAA
Molecule: messenger RNA, 2385 nt
Organism: Chlamydomonas reinhardtii
Lineage: Eukaryota; Viridiplantae; Chlorophyta; Chlorophyceae; Chlamydomonadales; Chlamydomonadaceae
Exons: 7
Coding region: 144-1328 (394 amino acids)
Source: RefSeq, a predicted model, not a curated record